This is a messenger RNA of Penicillium angulare, 258 nucleotides long. RefSeq lists its product as uncharacterized. The transcript has a single exon. The coding region runs from base 1 to 258 and encodes 85 amino acids. The record is from RefSeq and is a predicted model, not a curated record. NCBI's taxonomy places the organism in Eukaryota, Fungi, Ascomycota, Eurotiomycetes, Eurotiales, Aspergillaceae.
AUGGAAGACCCCAAACCUUCUUCUCGAACCCAGGGGCUAGCCUACGCACUAGCACGAGCGCUGGAUUCUUGCUUGUCUGGUAACGCAAGAGGCGCGGAAGAGAGCUCUUGGGUUCUCGACUCUGACAUUGAGAAUGGACGCACGCGACGGUCAAGCGCUCCAUCGCUAGAAGACUUUCGAACUCCGCGGACUAGUAUUGACGAAUCCGGAAAUACUCAGAUGCUAAUCAAGCAAAAAUAUGAUUCUAAGGAAGGCUAA